AUGGCCGGCUCCAAUUCUGCGACGCCGGUUUACCCUGCCGGCACUGUCGCCAAAGUGGUAUGUAUCUGCCUGGGUAUCUACGUUUCUGUCAUGCUGGACGUUUCUGAUCUUCUUUUCCAGUCGACCGAUAUCCUCAACGAAACUUUCCACAACAUCAUUCAUGACCUAGUCGCCAAAGUCCACCGAGACGAGAAGGUGGCGCGAAUGCGCUCUGCGGUGGUACUCGCGAGACAAAAGGCCGAGGAAGGAGCAUACGUGCCGGAUGAGUCGCCCAGCAAGUCGAUCGUCGAUAGCAAGACUAGGGACAUGGUUAUCGAUCCGGUCAAACUAGCAAAUACACACCUCGAGACCAACGCCGCAACAUUCGACCAUGGCAAAGUGUACCUGAAGGGAAACCCGAUGAAGACAGUGAAGGAAAUCAUAUGCACAGAAUGCCGACUGCCCCGCCUCGCAUAUCCUCCCACUGGCGCAGGAUUCCGACCUCCCCCCGAUCCAAAUCGCGAAUACUGUCAGAACGGACCGAUGAUCGUGCUACCUGGCCAUGACGUCCACGGCAAGCUCUUCGCCAUCAUGCCAAAUCCCAAGAAAAAGAAGACAGAAAAAGACAGCACGAUUCCCGAAGUCCCGACGAGCAAGUGUCCCGUCUGCCCCCGAUACUUUGUCAUGAACCGCGUGGCCCAGCAUCUGGACCGCUGCAUGAACAUCUCCGGUCGUGGUAGCACUCGCAACAAAACACCGACGGACAGCGGUGCUAGUGGCGCCAACAGUCCCACCUCCUCUGCACCAAAACGUGCUCACACCGACGAAGAUGAGGGCAGCCCCAGCCCAACAAAGAAGAAGAAGCCGAACGCGCCCAAGAAGGCCUCUACAAACAAGCCCGGGCCUAGUAAGCUGAAGAACUCGUUCACGGUGGAGGACCACGAGGAUGAUAUCAAGAGCGAGAAUGCGGAUGCGUGA
Messenger RNA from Penicillium longicatenatum, 957 nucleotides. RefSeq lists its product as uncharacterized. The record is from RefSeq and is a predicted model, not a curated record. The transcript has a single exon. Lineage: Eukaryota; Fungi; Ascomycota; Eurotiomycetes; Eurotiales; Aspergillaceae. Bases 1 to 957 code for a protein of 318 amino acids.